Planococcus citri (citrus mealybug) is the source of this 2788-nucleotide messenger RNA. Its product is annotated as exocyst complex component 3-like. Gene Ontology annotation, cellular component: exocyst. NCBI's taxonomy places the organism in Eukaryota, Metazoa, Arthropoda, Insecta, Hemiptera, Pseudococcidae. The coding region runs from base 183 to 2654 and encodes 823 amino acids. Gene Ontology annotation, biological process: exocyst localization; exocytosis. Gene Ontology annotation, molecular function: SNARE binding. The record is from RefSeq and is a predicted model, not a curated record. The transcript is spliced from 2 exons.
AUUUUUUUUUCGUUAUCAAUGAGUGUUCGUUUGAAUUAAUAAUUUUUUCUCUACAUUUGAAUCAUUUCUCGAUCAACAGUCGUCUCCGAUCACCGAACAUGCACUCUAGUUGAUCUCCAACACUGUCGAGCUCUCGUUCAUGGCACAAUAAUCUCACACCAACUACUCAACGAACGCCGGAAAUGGAUACAGUAGAUAGAGAUGCAUCGGAGAAAACGCCUCCAAAACACGACAUCCUCGUCCCAUCAACCACAACCAGCCAGUUGGAGAAAAUGGACCAAUUCAAGCACCGAACCAUCUCUAAUGCUGUACGAGCAGAUCUAGAUCGGCCAAAAAAACCCAACGAACCGGCCAGUAUGAAACGUCUCGUACAAGCUCACUUGCUAAAAAAAUCCGAGCUUUCUAAAACCGAUCUAUUAUCUACAUCAAAUGGGACCGAAAAGCAAACCAUGGACGAUAUGAAACGCGAAGCAGAGCUAGCUGCGAUGAAACGAGCCGCUAACAUGUUCCAGAAAACCGGCCAUCUCGAGAAAGUCGAACAAUAUAAACGUAGAAUAAGCAGAAAGUUCGCUUCGACCGAAGCUAUGUUGAAAACAACGAUGCAAGCUCAACUGGAUAACGUUACAGUAGCUAUAAAUCAACUUCAAUCUUUCCUCCAGUGCGUUCCUCAAGUUCGAACUUCUAUUCGAUCCAUUCAAGACGAGUUAUCCGAACUGCCCAAGCUGGGUAACGCUUUGCAAGAGGUUAAGAAUAAGAACAUGCGUCAUUCGCAAUACGUCACUGCUAUCGAGAACCUUAAACAUCUGUUCACCGUACCCGAAAGCGUAGAAAAAACCAAGCAAUGGAUCAGCGACGGUAAACUACUGCAUGCUCAUCAGUGUCUAAUCGAUUUGGAGAAUUCUCGAGAUGAUUUACUCUACGAACUGCACAAGUUACCCAAUCAAUCGGUAGCUGAUAAGAUGCUGCUGAAGGCGUACUUCGAAGACGUCGAAGCUCUCAGUUCCUUACUAGAGAAACAACUCAAGCUCGUGCUCGGUCGAACUCUAACCAUCGUUCGAAAAGAACCUACGGUAAUCGUGACAGCAUUAAGGAUCAUCGAACGAGAAGAGAAAUCCGACGCUGUAGCUCUCCAAAGACAACGUCAGAGCGGUUUCCUUCCUCCAGGGAGGCCGAAGAAAUGGCGCGAGAUGGCGUUCAAAGAGCUGGAGAAAUCGGUCUCUCAACGUAUCGAAGGUAUUCAAGUAGACGAACGAUCUGGUAACAAGAUGUGGCUCGUUACGUACCUGGAACUGAGCAGGCAAUUCGUGCUGGAAGAUUUACGAGUCGUUAAGACCUUAUGCGGACCUUGUUUUCCUCCUUCGUACGAUAUCGUGAAUAAAUUCGUCCACAUGUAUCAUCAAAGCUUAUCCGCGCAUUUGGAAGAAAUCAUCUCGAACGGAUUAGAAGGUAACGAAUACGUUAGCAUAUUAUCGUGGAUUAAAAACACCUACUUCGGUCCCGAACUAAUGAAGCAUCCUGAUCUGAACAUCGACAUAUCAUCCGUCGGUCCACUUCUCAAACCUCACGUCGUCAAUAAACUGCAACAAAACUAUCUCGACGGAAUGGAAACAAACUACAAAGAAUGGAUGCAAAAAACCCUCGAAACCGAGAAACAAGACUGGCAUUCCGAAAUACACCCCGAAGAAAGCCCCGACGGAUGUUAUCAAACCGCAACUCCGGUUAUUAUAUUCCAAAUGAUAGAUCAGAAUCUCCAAGUGGCUAAAACCAUCGGUCCCGAUUUAGUCCAGAAAGCUUUGGUUCUAGGUAUGGAUCAAGUUAACUAUUUCGGUAAACUGUACCGAGAAGCUAUAAUCAAACUGAAGAAGAAACACUUCGAAGAUCGUAGCCUGAUACCGUAUUUUACUCAUCAUAUGAUCACCAUCACAAAUAACUGUCUGCAGUUCCAGCAACUAGCCGAAGAAAUGAGGAAACAUUACUGGAAUUUGGACGGACACGUGUUGGCGAUACCGAAUUACGACUCGUUGUUGCAGACGUUCCAAAAUCUGAGGAACGAGGCGGCUCUGUAUUUAUUAGAAGAGGCUUUCUUGGACUUGGAUAGUCAUUUUCAAGAUUUGAUCACCACCAAGUGGGUGUCCAGUUCGAUACCGAUUGAUACGAUAUGCGUUACGUUGGAGGAUUAUUUUCAAGAUUACAUUCAUCUGAAAGGAAAGAAUCUCGAAUACAUUAUAUUCGAAGCCGAAGACUUGGUAGCCAAAAGAUACAUAAUCGCCAUGUUACAGAAAAAGAUCACCUUUCGUACCCUGGAAGAACGUAGACAAGCCGCCUCGAAGAUUGUUCGAGAAGUAGAGCAAUUGAGAGCAUUUUUUGUAAAAGUCGCUCCCGAUGUAACGACUCGAGUUAAUUCUCCUUUAGACGCGAUUACAGCUCUGGCUGAAGUAUUGAAGAGCGAAGAUCUGGAUAUUUUGUCUUUAGAUCUGCAUACGUUAGUCGAUAAGUUCCCAGAUAUCACCGAAGAUCAUCUGUCUCGAUUAUUAAUGUUACGCGGUGAUAUGUCACGUUCGGAGAUAAGAGAGAAAGUGACGUUUUUAAGACAAUCGAACUCGAAUAGAGCUAAAGUUGCUCAGCAAAGGAGUAUUUUUCAACAAAUACCGUGAUUUUUUUUCCUCAUACUCAUACGAGACUCAUGUUUAUACCUGAAGUAUUAUUUAUCAUGUAUUAUUUGUUUGUUAUGAAUUUUAUUUAUUGGUAUUAUGUGUUAUUCGUUUAUAAAGAAAUUGUUUAUUUUGUA